AUGGAGUCUGAUCAAUCUAGUUCCGCCAAUUCCUUUGAUAGUGGAGCCUCUUCGGAGGUAAGUGUGGCAAAUACAGACCAGGAAUACAGUCCAAAACCUUUUACCAGAAAUCAGAAGGAUAAGAUAGGAGAUGCUAAUGAAAAUAAAACACAGGAGCAAACAGAAGAAUUGCAAAGUUUACAGAAAACCAAAACCAGUUUAUUUUCCCCAAGAUUAUAUGAAAAUAGAAAGAGAGUUUUACUGAGAUUUCUUUUAACGAAUGGAGUAUUAUGUACAUUCAUUAUGACUAUUUUUGUUUUAUUCUGGGGCACAACCUAUAAUGCAACAGGCUACUAUCACAAAGUUAGGAUUCUGGCUGUUAUUCAGGAUGAUAUAGUAGAUAGUAGCUUGCCGGUGGUACCGAUGACCUCGUAUCUACAGAGUAGUAUAAACGAAGUGCCUGGACAGUGGCAUGUGUACAAUACCUCAACUUUUCAAGAAAAAUAUAAUGUCACCACUGUUGAAGAAAUAAAUGAGAAGGUACAAAGUCUCAUAUAUGACGAAAAAUUUUUUGUAUCUCUAAAUGUACAACCAAACGUCACCAGGACUUUAUUUGACUCAUUAACAAAUAACAAAAGUACAUCCUUAUUCAAUUCGAGUUCAUGUUUUCAGUCAACAUAUGAGAGUGGACGUGAUCCUAUCAAUAUUAUAGGGUUUAUCGUCCCUCUUAUAACGGAAUUGGAGACUUAUUUCCAACAAUAUUAUUCUAGCCAAUAUUUGCCUCAAUUUUUGAAUAAUAUCACAAUAGAAACUCCAUUAAAUUAUACUAAGCUAUCUUAUGCAUCACAAAUGAAAUUUGACUAUCUGGAUUAUAGACCCUUUUAUGACCGUAUUUUGUAUGGACCUGCACAAGUGGGCCCUAUUUAUACAAUGACUCUGACCGUUUUCCUAUUCAUGAUAUAUGGAUCUGUUCACGCCAGAAUGGCACAAAUUUUGAAACCAAAUAAUGCCAUCUUCUUUAGGUGGUUCCUAAACUGUUUGACCUGCUUUCUUGUGUCAUUGUUCAUUUGUACAGUAAGUGCCAUAUUCCAAGUUGAUUUCACAAGGGCCUUUGGUAAAGCCGGGUUCAUUAUAUACUGGAUGACGACGUGGCUAUAUAUGUUCGCUGUUGCUGGUAUUCAUGAAAAUGUGAUUAGUAUUAUCUUUUCAUAUAGAAGAUAUUUUACAGGUAUGUGGAUUUUAGGCUUUACUAUGUUGAAUAUAGCGCCAACGAUUUUUUCUAUGGCACUUGAUGACACUUUUUAUCGUUAUGGUUAUGCAAUGCCAAUGCAUAAUGCUAUAGACAUAUACAGAGUCAUUUUCAUGGACCUUUCUAGGUAUAAAUUGGGAAGAAACUAUGGUAUUUUGGUGGCAUACGUAGUUAUUAACGCUAUUUUAAAUCCUUUCAUACUAAGGUUUGUCAGGAAAGUGGUUGAGAGAAGGGAAGCAGCAUUAAAGAAUUAG
This is a messenger RNA of Kazachstania africana CBS 2517, 1482 nucleotides long. RefSeq names its product SNG1 family protein. The coding region runs from base 1 to 1482 and encodes 493 amino acids. The record is from RefSeq and is a predicted model, not a curated record. The transcript has a single exon. NCBI's taxonomy places the organism in Eukaryota, Fungi, Ascomycota, Saccharomycetes, Saccharomycetales, Saccharomycetaceae. Gene Ontology annotation, cellular component: membrane.